AUGACGUACAAUUCCUACCACGACCCCGCGGGACCCUACGAGCAGCAGCCCUCUGCACCACCACCGCCGGGAGAUGAGCGCUUCUCAGAUGAAAGACCAUACCCCGGGUCGCCGUCCUUUAACCCGCCAUAUCCCUCGCAGUACAUGUCAGACCAGGUCCAGAUGCCUCAGCCCCGCAUGCCAUCGCCCUCGUUCCAGGCUCAGCCGCCUCCAUCCUCCGGGGGGCGAUUCGACGAUGCCGUUGCUUCUGCUGUUCACCAGGCUGAUACCUCUAAUCAUUUCUCGCCCGACCUGAUUUCGCAGGUCACUGCGACUGUUAUUCAGCAGCUUCAAGCUUAUGGUUUAGGCUCGCCUCAACAGCAGCAGCAGCAGCAACCGCAACAACAACCACCGCCGCCGCCUCCACAGGCACCUCCUGUACUUGAUACCACCUACUAUGAACCGCCGCCUGCACCGCGGUACCGCGGUACCGAGUCACCCGAGGCCCGUGAAGCCAAGUCUACUUAUUCCAUACCUAUCGAAACCCGAGAUGGUUCAAGGAGGCCGAGUCCGGGCAAGGUUAGUGACGUCGGGUCGGAAAGUCGCCCGACCAUGUCUGAACGGAUGCCGACAUCAUCGGACGAGAUGACGACGCUGGAAAAGGUAUGGGGCAGGAUGUUUGAAGACGGAAAGCCGACUCCGAGACUGGGUCAGCUGCUCAGGGGAAUUGCGGUUCAUUUGAUCGAGGAUCACCAUCCCGAAAACACACUUGUAGUCAUUCCGGAGAAGAUGCAAAAGUACUACUCAGUGACCAAGGUUUCGAUGGAUACUUAUCCAUGGCAUGAUAUAUUUGACGACCAGAUCUCGUCCGUCUCACGAAUUUACCGAGACAUCGAAGCCGAGCACCAUCUUGUCCAAGACCCGCUCAACCUAAAUGCCCGGCCAGACAAACCAGGCCUGACUCCUCGCGGCUUUGAACGUUGGUUCACGCUGAUGAUCCAGUCUAAUCCGGACAGAGAAUUUGCCCGCUUGCAGAAAACAGUGCUUGAUAUGCCGAUUAGUAACCCGGAUGAUAAGAAGGAACGAUUUCCAAAAGAAUUGCCCCGACGACUAUUUCCUAGUUCAGCAGACCUUGAUACUCUCGAGAAAUUAGAGGCUUCCAUCGUCACCCAUAGCGGAUUAGAUCUUCCCCGGAAUCUUCCCCAUGAGCGUUCCAGAUCACCUGCCCGGAGAGCGCCGGUUGAAAAGUCUCCGUCGAGGGCUGGAACUGAACGUGCUCCUCCACCUGUCCAGGAGCGUGAACCAAAACCCUACUCGUCGACUCCAAGUUCGGCAGUUGUUGAGGACGAAGAAGACGAAACGAUUCCGCCACGUCCGAUUGAACGAGAAAGAAAGCCAUAUAGCGCCCAACCUGGCGGAGGCAAAUUCUACGAUGAUAGCAACGAACAAGCCCCAAAAACCGAGACGAGCAAGGGAAAGGAGUUUUUGUCAUCACCUACGACCACAACCUCCCACCGACAAUCGCAUUCGUAUAGUCAAGAGCCACCGCAUGUGCGUUCUAGUCAGGGAACAGGACCAACUAGUGGUUAUAAUGGCCACACCCAUCACGGCUCUAUCUCGUCCAAACCGGGCCGAGCGCGCAGCUCCUCUGUCGGAGUCAAUGGCGGACCGGGUGAUUAUCGACAUUCAGAACCAGAUCUCAACUCGUUUGACGCGGAUUACGGGACUUCUUACAAGACAAGUUCUGCCACUGGAGAUGGAUACGACGAGGGACGUCGAUACCGAGACUACGACCGAGACGAUAGCAGGGACUAUGAAGUUUUACGAGAGAGAGAACGUGACCGCGAGCGACGUUAUCACGACAAUCUAAGCAGCCGGAAUACCUGGAGCGAAGAAGACUACUACCGAGGACUGUUGGGUGGACAGGGCGCUGGACCUAUCGGCGGCACCGACUAUCGGUAUCGCUAG
Molecule: messenger RNA, 1947 nt
Organism: Talaromyces rugulosus
Lineage: Eukaryota; Fungi; Ascomycota; Eurotiomycetes; Eurotiales; Trichocomaceae
Exons: 3
Coding region: 1-1947 (648 amino acids)
Source: RefSeq, a predicted model, not a curated record